Perca fluviatilis (European perch) is the source of this 3188-nucleotide messenger RNA. Its product is annotated as NLR family CARD domain-containing protein 3-like. The transcript is spliced from 11 exons. The record is from RefSeq and is a predicted model, not a curated record. Lineage: Eukaryota; Metazoa; Chordata; Actinopteri; Perciformes; Percidae. Bases 591 to 3173 code for a protein of 860 amino acids.
AUAAGAUGUCUCGGUGUCCCAGAGGUCUUCCAGGUGGAGCUGCAGCGUGAGAAACCCUCCAAUCAGAGCAGUCCAGUACGUGGGGCUGUGACUCAUCAGGAAACAACUCAACUGAGUUCUUCUCCGUCAACUCUUCGGUCUGUUUGAAGAAACUUGUUUCUGGUUCUACAGGAUUCUUUCUGUCUCCUCCUCCUCCUCCUCCUCCUCCUCCUCUUCCUCUUCCUCCUCCUGAUGAAGCUGAAACAGGUUUGUUGAGUUGCUGUCAGAGACAAAGGUUUCAGUCGACACACACGAUAAGAUGUCUCGGUGUCCCAGAGGUCUUCCAGGUGGAGCUGCAGCGUGAGAAACCCUCCAAUCAGAGCAGUCCAGUACGUGGGGCUGUGACUCAUCAGGAAACAACUCACCUGAGUUCUUCUCCGUCAACUCUUUGGACUGUUUGAAGAAACUGACCCAUCAGAGACCAGACCCUGCUGAACCUGAAACUUAACCUGAACCUGAACUUGAACCCAGCUGUGUGUCCAUGAAGAGUGUCCGGUCCAUGGAGCCACCACUACUUUAAUAAAAGACCUGUAAGGGAGAGGAGAAUAGAAAUGGAGGAGCGGCUACUUGAAAUGGAGGAGAGAGGAUUGAUGGAGAGACUUGAAUGGCGGAAGGAGGAAAUUGCAAUGAAAAGGACCCAGAAGAGACCAGAGUCUCCUGAACCUGAACAUGAACCCAGCUGUGUGUCCUUUAAGAGCGACCAGUCACAGGGACGCUUUAUUGAGUUUAAAGGUCAACAACCCUCUGCUGAAAUGAGGAUCCAUCAAAGACCAGACUCUGCUGGACCUGAACCCAGCUGUGUGUCCUUCAAGAGUGACCGGUCACAUGGACGCUUUAUUAACUUUAAAGGUCAACAACCCUCUGCUGAAAAGAGGAUCCAUCAAAGACCAGACUCUGCUGGACCUGAACCCAGCUGUGUGUCCUUCAAGAGUGACCGGUCACAUAAACGCUUUAUUGACUUUAAAGGUCAACAACCCUCUGCUGAAAAGAGAGUGGACCAGGAGAUCUCAGAGGUUCCCAGUGGUCAGUCAGCCCAGCAGCAUCAAACACACCUGGACUCCAUAUUUAUGCUGCUGGAGGAGAACAUCAUCAAUUUUGUGAAGAACGAGCUGAAGAAGAUCCAGAAAGUUCUGAAUCCAGAUUACCGAGAAUGCUCAGAGAGUCAGAGGGAGGGUGAGGAUGAAGAGCAGAGGAGGAGCAGAGAGGCAUGUCUGAAGAUCACACUGCACUUCCUGAGGAGAAUGAAGCAGGACGAGCUGGCUGACCGUCUGCAGCGCAGAAGUUCUGCCGGAGUUUGUAAAGGUAAACUCAAGACUAACCUAAACAAGAAGUUCCAGUGUGUGUUUGAGGGGAUUGCUAAAGCAGGAAACCCAACCCUUCUGAAUCAGAUGUUCACAGAGAUCUACAUCAUGGAGGGAGGGACUACAGAGGUCAAUGAUGAACAUGAGGUCAGACAGAUUGAAAUAGCAUCCAGGAAACCAGACAGACCAGAAACAACAUUCAGACGAGAAGACAUCUUUACAGCCCCACCUGGAAGAGAGGAACCAAUCAGAACAGUGAUGACAAAGGGAGUGGCUGGCAUCGGGAAAACAGUCUUAACACAGAAGUUCACUCUGGACUGGGCUGAAGACAAAGCCAACCAGGACAUCCAGUUCAUAUUUCCAUUCACCUUCAGAGAGCUGAAUGUGCUGAAAGAGAAAAGGUACAGCUUGGUGGAACUUGUUCAUCACUUCUUCAGUGAAACCAAAGAAGCAGGAAUCUGCAGGUUUGAAGAGUUCCAGGUUGUGUUCAUCUUUGACGGUCUGGAUGAGUGUCGACUUCCUCUGGACUUCGACAAAACUGAGAUCCUGACUGAUGUUACAAAGUCCACCUCAGUGGGUGUGCUGCUGACAAACCUCAUCAGGGGGAAACUGCUUCCCUGUGCUCGCCUCUGGCUAACCACACGACCUGCAGCAGCCAAUCAGAUCCCUCCUGAGUGUGUUGACAUGGUGACAGAGAUCAGAGGGUUUAAUGAUGCCCAGAAGGAGGAGUACUUCAGUCAGAGAUACAGAGACAAGAAGCAGGCUAGCAGAAUCAUCUCCCACAUCAAGACAUCACGAAGCCUCCACAUCAUGUGCCACAUCCCAGUCUUCUGCUGGAUCACUGCUACAGUUCUGGAGGACAUGUUGAAAGCCACAGGGGGAGGAGAGCUGCCCAAGACCCUGACUGAGAUGUACAUCCACUUCCUGGUGGUUCAGUCCAAACAGAAGAACAUCAAAUACGGUGGAGGAGCUGGGACCGAUUCAAACUGGAAUAAAGAGACAAAGAAAAUGAUUAUGUCUCUGGGAAAACUGGCUUUUCAGCAGCUGCAGAAAGGCAACCUGAUCUUCUAUGAAUCAGACAUGAAAAAGUGUGGCAUCAAUAUCACAGCAGCCUCAGUGUACUCAGGAGUGUUCACACAGAUCUUUAAAGAGGAGAGAGGACUGUACCAGGACAAGGUGUUCUGCUUCGUCCAUCUGAGUGUUCAGGAGUUUCUGGCUGCUCUUCAUGUCCAUCUGACAUUCAUCAACUCUGGAGUCAACCUACUGUCAGAAGAACAAUCAACCCCGUUGCUGCCUAAAGUCUUCAGAGUCAAACCUGAAGUAAAAUGUCUCCAUCAGAGUGCUGUGGACAAGGCAUUACAGAGUCCAAAUGGACACCUGGACUUGUUUCUCCGCUUCCUCCUGGGUCUUUCACUGCAGACCAAUCAGAAUCUUCUACGAGGUCUGAUGACACAGACAGGACGUAGCUCAGAGACCAAUCAGGAAACAGUCAAGUACAUCAAGAAGAAGUUCAGUGAGGAUCUGUCUGCAGAGAGAAGCAUCAAUCUGUUCCACUGUCUGUAUGAACUGAAUGAUCGUUCUCAAGUGGAGGAGAUCCAAAAGUCCCUGAGAUCAGGAAGUCUCUCCACAGAUAAACUGUCUCCUGCUCAAUGGUCAGCUCUGGUCUUCAUCUUACUGUCAUCAGAAAAAGAUCUGGAUGUGUUUGACCUGAAGAAAUACUCUGCUUCAGAGAAGGCUCUUCUGAGGCUGCUGCCAGUGGUCAAAGCCUCCAGCAAAGCUCUGUACGUGGGAUUUAUUCAUCAUAAUGACGUUAAAUCAAACCCUCUCGUGUAAUAUUGCUUAAUUCAG